AGGGCACCUGCCAGGGGAGCAGGGCACCUGCCAGGGUCUGGCCACCUCAGUUUUCUUGGGCCACAAACAAGGGGAACUUCAGAAGGGUUUUGGAAAAGUAGCAAAAUCUCUGACACUAAAUCCUGACAGUGAGUGGAUCCUCAUGGAGCCAACUAGGAGAGGGUCAGAAAGGUGUCCCGGAGCUGGCAUGGGUCAGUGAGUGAAGCCUGGGGGGCUGUGAUGAUAUCAAAAGUGAACAAGAAAAGAAGUUUGGAAACUACAGACCCUAAAGCCCAAUAAGACCGGCACAUGCAGCCCCCGCUGCUGUAACAGAGAAAAGGAAAAUCUGCAUUUUGAGAUUGGAACUGGUCUAUAGGAAGCUCCAAUUUUAGGAGACGUGGGUUUACCUCCCUUUCCAACAUCAGCAUAACCCAAGGCCCCCGGCAUACAGGGACAUGCAGGGUAACAAGAAGUGCACAGAUGGCUUCAGCGACUCCUCCAGCAUCGGUAGUGUGCUGGAUGAUGCAGACCGGGAGGUGAGCAACCUCACAGACCGGGCCUUCCGAAGCCUGUGCAUCUCUGAGGACACCUCCUUCCAUGACUCUGAUCUGGCCACGUCCCCGGACAGCUCCCACCGAGUGCUUGGGCCUCUCCACCAGGGCACCAUGAGCCAUGCCCACAGGAAGAGUGGCAUCUGGAGCCAGCUUCCGCCGCAAGGCACAGAGCACGCAGGCUGGGCAGCCACCUUCCAACAGCUCCCCAAGUAUGUUCAAGGGGAGGACAAAUACCCCAAAAGCAGCCCCCCACUCACUCCAGCCCAGUGGAGACUGGAGGUGCCUAUUUCUGGCCUGCGAAGCAGCAACAAGCCUGUUUCCAAAGUAUCAUCCCUGAUCAAGUCUUUCGACAGGACUGAGAACCAGCGCUGUGACAGUAGGCCACCCCCAAGCAAGCCUCCAGCUCUCAAAAAUCCCCCCAAAUUUGCCCCUCUUCCUGACAGUAGUGUCAACUUCUGCUUCGACUCUGCCUUUCUGACAGUCAGGAGGGUGCCUGCCGAAGUCUCCAGUGUGCACCAAAGCAGUCAUCAGCCCCCACAGAGCCAUGGAGAACGAGAGUCCCCAAAGAACCCUGAGAUGGCCCGUCGCAGCUCUGGUGGCCUCCUGUCAAAACCGGACAGUACAGCCAGCUCAUUUGAGUCCAAGUUCCCCUCUCCAUCACACCAGCCAGCCAAGGCAGAGCCCAGCAGAGGCCAAGAGUGGGCCCACAAAGGUACUUUUCUGCACAGCGAGAACAGUGCCUUCGAGUCGUGGGAUGCCCACCAACCUAAGUUGCUUGAGAGAAAAAAUGUGGCUGAAAGUAUCUCUGAGAACAAAAUCCUCAAACACUAUGAAGAUGUGCUUCCCAUAAGAGAAGCCCACACUCGGCCCCACAAGGUCUCCCCCUGCCCAGUGCGGCCCAGCUGUGCUCAGGAGGAAAAUGGUUCAGCUGCAGCAGUUCUAUCCACUGCUGGACCCUGGAGAACCAGGGACCCUGGAGCCCAGGCUUUCCACAUGGAAGGAAAAUCACCCAAUCCACAGCCUGACCCUCAGGUGAAGCCAACACAGCCUCCAUGGAGGAAGCCAAAGUCCAGCAGGGGAGGGAAGGAAAAGGUGGUAGAUGUUGUGGAAGAGCAGAGACAGACCCACCAGAGAGGCCCCUCUCUGCCUGCAAAGCACAAUGGACAGGCGCACCUCCCAGAGGAUGACACUCCAGACAUGGCUGGGGACCAUGACCUGCAUCACAAUCCUCCUUUCAAUAUCAGCAAGCUCCUGACACCCAUCAUCCCCACCAAGCAGGCCCUGGAGUCACCGGAGGGCCGACUAGAGGAGGCCAGCCCCUCCCCCCCAGCGCAGCUCAAUGGAUACCAGGAGCGGGAGCCCAGUGAGUGUCCACUGCGAGACAGCUACAAAUCCAAAGCACCGAGCCUGCUAUUCAACCUCAAAGAUGUACGGAAGUGUGUCAAGAGCACGUACAGUCACUCGCCUCUCUCCAAAGGCUUGGACGAGAAAUCCCGAGGGAAGGCUGAUGGCAAACAAGAGCCCAUGAGCAAUGGAGUCAUGCUUCCCAAUGGGGUUGAGGAAAGCCCUCCAAAUGAGCUAUCUCCAGAGAGGCCGGCCAAGGCCCCUACCACCUCGCACACUGGCACCCAGGACUCUAUAGCCCAACCUGGGGAGGCCUCAAUGCACGACCGCAUCUCCCCUCCCACCGCUACCAUGACCUCCUUCUGUGUCAAAAGGAACACUGCAGGAAGGAACAGCGAGGUGAAAGAUGUUGUUGACCAGGAGUCAGAGCCAGGCUCUUCUGGGUCCUGGCAUCCAGACAGCAGGGGACAUGGCCCCAGGAAGCACCUGUCCCUGAAGCUAUGCACCAGGGAGUCCAAGGAGGAGGAUGUGCAGGAUGCAGAGCAAACCAAUACCCCCCAGCUGGAGAACAGGCUUUUGCAAUCCACCUCCCAGGAGACAGAACCUGAGCAGGUCACAGGGCUUCUGAACCCACACCUGGACCAGAAAGCCUCCCCAGAGCCUCUGUCCCCCGAGGAGGAGGAUGUGUUCUACAGUGACAGCCAGUCCGACUUUAUGCCUGGCCUCCGGGGGAAGACAAAGUUUAGCACUAGCUCUUCAGAUCAGUCUUUUGCUUCAUUCGAUGAUCAGCAGAAGAUAUGGUUUUCUGAGAGCCAGCGGGAAGACAAAAAGGAUGUGAGUACAGGUGACAGUGAGAAGGAGAAGGGACAUGUGACAGAGACAGGCAACAUCCUGAGUAAUGGACACAUGUGUGUGGAAGAGCAGAGCCAGGGCCAAGCACCACAAAGCACAGGUUUGUGUGCAGGUAGAGCUGGGAGGGUAUCCACUCAAGAAGCAAAACACAGAGGCUCUAGGAUGGUGGAAAAUAGGGAUAUGGCCCUUUCACAGGCCAGAGACCCCACCCCCUCUCCAUCCUCAGCUGCAAGCAAGCAUCUGCUAUUUACCAUUAAAGACAACACCCUAAGGAGUACUCCCGUGAUCAAACCCAUCAUCCUGCCCCACCUGAGGACCAUGUCCUCAGAGGACCCACUCAGAGGUGGCCAAAGAGAGGGAGAAUCACCAAGGCAACGUCCAGGUGAGAAUGCUGGAGGGCAUGGUGUCCUAGAAAGCCAGGCUGUGCCCAGCACCCCAAUACCUGCUAACACGCGGGGCACAGGCUCAAAGCACAUGGGCUUCCAGGCCCUGGAGAAUCCUGGGCAGACGUCCACGGGAGCAUGGACAGACAUCUCUCAGCCAGACCCUGAGGAGACUUUCUCAUCUCCACCACUGGUGGGAGAGGGCAACAGGAUGAAGCCACCCGACGAUAGGGCACAGGAAGUCGUGGCUAGUGAUGGGAGGAGCAGGUCGAGGAAACCAGCUGCCCCAAGACACAUCCCCAUCAUCACUUUCCCUGAGAGUGACCUGGAAGAGCAGCCAACCAGGCAGACACUGGCCACCUGCUGGGAAGAACAAAGUAUCCAAGGCCAGUUUCUGUCUGCACCCAGAGCAGGGCCACCGGGGCGAAGACUGAUCCCGGGUGAAAUGGUAACGUCCCCCAAUCCCAGCUCCCUGGGAGAGAGCCGUGCCUGCUCGCCCUCCACCAGCAGCCUUUGGGACAGUGCUUCUCAGGCACCUGGAGACCUGGGUCUGCUGCCUGAGGAGCCCUCCAGCAGUGCUAGCCCCCGGGCUGGCUCCACCAGGCUGGUACGGCGGGAAGACUUGAUACACAGCCUCGUGUGGGAGCCAGACAGCUCAGACGCCCAACACCAGUCAGCCAGGGAGGACCUCCGGGCACUCUCCCCCAGAGGCUCUUUGCUAGACAUAGCCAUGGGCCCUGAGAGAUCUGAGCCUCCCACUCAGCUGGAAAGGGUGGCCGAGAAGCCCCCCGCAGUGCCCCCCAAAACUGAGAAAGCCCUGCGGCGAGCAAAGAAGUUGGCAAGCAAGCGGAGAAAGAGUGAGCAGGUGCCUGAGCAGCUCAGGGAAGCCCAUGAAGGUCGGGAGGGUACAGAGCGUAGGCCCCAGGCCCUUGGGGAGGGUCCCCAGCUCCCCACAGUGCGCACACUGCCCCCUCCUUCACACCGCCACUCCGUGUCAGGUGUCAUGGAACCCAUGGGGAGGCGGCCAUGGGGGGUGCAACCCUUGACACCCCUGCCCCCUUACCCUGCCAUGCAGAAGGUCCUCCAGGACCCUCAGUCUGGGGAGUACUUCGUUUUUGACCUGCCCCUGCAGGUGAAGAUCAAGACCUUCUAUGACCCUGAGACUGGCAAGUACGUCAAGGUCUCAGUCCCUGCCUCUGAAGGGGCCUCUCCAGAGCCCCCUGGGCAGGACACCCUGGCUAUGCCCUACCUGGUGUACCCAGGCCUCCAGCCUGUGCCCGUCACAGCGCUGAGGCCCCUGCGCUGUUCUUCUCAGCUCUCCGCACCCACCUUCCUAGGGAAAGGCCUCCUCUCUAGGCCCCACAGCGUCCAUGAUACAGGGUCCUGGCCAACCACAGGGCCUCAGGGUAACACCAACCCACUUAAGGCCACCCAGUAUGCAGAGGGGCCACCCACAGGCCCAGAAGAUGAAGAAGUGGAAGCCCCAGGCCUGGCCAUCAUCUCCACUGAUGACUUGGAGGACUUUGCCACUGAAGGCAUUUCUUGAGGAUUACAACAGACUGACCCCCUACCCCCCCAAACCAAAGAGCGUACAUCCUGUCCCUUCAAACAGGCAGUCUCUUUCUUCCCCUCCCCUCCCUAGACGUAUACAAAGGCAUCAACCAUAUUCAGCCAUCUGAGAUCCCAAAUGUCCAGAAGAAAGUGGUAGUCUGCCAGGCCCCUCAGAAGAGGGUGCUGUUCUCAUGGCUAGCCUCUGCUGCCCCUCCCUGCCCCUGGCCAUCCUACCCUGCCUGGGCCUUGUUCCAGGGUGAUAUAGCUCAGAUGCUGGGGCCUCAGGGCAGCAGCCUCCAACCUCUCCCAAGGUGGGCUGGCCAGGGAGAGCUCCAGAAAUGCGGAACCCUGCUGUGGGUGGCAGUGCGCCACCUGGAGCAGGCCAACACACAGCAGCCGGACUGCAGGUCACCUCAGCAGCCUUGCAGAAAAGAGGAUGAGACCAGGUAUUGUUUUGUUCUCCACAGGGAGCGUGCCUCUCAGGGCUAUUUUCUGACAAAGAGAAAGCUACCAUCAAAAACAAUGAAGCAAGUUUACCAAC
This is a messenger RNA of Octodon degus (degu), 5204 nucleotides long. It is a transcript of the gene CUNH10orf71, whose product is annotated as chromosome unknown C10orf71 homolog. Gene Ontology annotation, biological process: positive regulation of calcineurin-NFAT signaling cascade. The record is from RefSeq and is a predicted model, not a curated record. Bases 435 to 4658 code for a protein of 1407 amino acids. The transcript has 3 exons. Gene Ontology annotation, cellular component: Z disc. Lineage: Eukaryota; Metazoa; Chordata; Mammalia; Rodentia; Octodontidae.